Molecule: messenger RNA, 1191 nt
Organism: Eruca vesicaria subsp. sativa (arugula)
Lineage: Eukaryota; Viridiplantae; Streptophyta; Magnoliopsida; Brassicales; Brassicaceae
Source: the annotation of a GenBank genome assembly
AUGGAGCAAAGAAGAAGAAAGGGAUACUGCAACACUGUCUAUCUCCUCUUGUUUAUCUUCUUAGUCUUCUCUUCAGUGACAAGUACAAGCGCAAGUUGUAGGCGAAGAGCUGUGAAACACUUAUCCACAACUCCACCUUCAUCUACACCACUCGAGUCCAGAAUCACUACCAAGGUUAUUGUUGUUAGCAUCGUUUCAGGGAUUCUAACCGGGUUGGUGUCAGCCUUAGCGUUAGCUCUCUUAGUCCGUUGCAUUGUCAAGUACUUGAAACAGACGCCAAUUCUCAAAGGCCCUGUGGUGUUUUCCCCAAAGAUCACACCUAAGUCUCUCCACGCAGCUCUUGCUAAUGGUAUCCAGUUGCUUGGCUCAGACCCUAACGGGAAGUACUACAAGAUGGUGCUUGAUAAUGGUCUAGUGGUUGCAGUUAAGAGACUAGGCUCACUUGAAGGAAAUGGCUCGCCUAGUAGUAGCAAGUCGGUUAAGAGGAGGCUGCAGAAGGAACUUGAGGUUCUUGCUGGGUUAAGAGAUAGGAACCUUAUGAGUUUAAGAGCUUAUGUUCGUGAAUCAGAUGAGUUUUCUCUGGUGUAUGAUUACAUGCCGAAUGGUAGUCUUGAAGAUGUGAUGAACAAGGUUAGAGCUCAAGAAGUGGAGCUUGGAUGGGAGAUUAGACUAAGAGUUGCUGUUGGAAUUGUCAAAGGGCUUCAGUAUCUCCAUUUCACCUGUGAGCAACAGAUUCUUCAUCACAACUUGAAACCUACAAAUGUGAUGUUGGAUUCUGAGUUUGAGCCAAGGCUUGCUGAUUGUGGAUUGGCCAAGAUUAUUCCAGCUUCACACACAUCAGUGUCUUGCUACUCUGCUCCUGAGUCUUCUCAAAGUAACAGAUAUACAGACAAAAGCGACGUCUUCAGCUUUGGGAUGAUAUUGGGUGUUCUUUUAACUGGAAGAGACCCUACACAUCCUUUCUCUAUAGAAGGUGCAAGCGGAGGGAGCUUAGGACAGUGGCUGAAGCAUUUGCAGCAAUCCGGAGAAGCAAGGGAAGCAUUAGAUAAGAGUAUUCUUGGCGAGGAAGUGGAGGAAGAUGAGAUGUUAAUGGCUUUAAGGAUCACUAUUAUCUGUCUUUCUGACUUUCCAGCAGAUCGGCCUUCAAGUGAUGAGCUUGUCCACAUGCUUACACAACUGCACAGCUUUUAG